Laccaria bicolor S238N-H82 is the source of this 2334-nucleotide messenger RNA. RefSeq lists its product as uncharacterized. Bases 1 to 2334 code for a protein of 777 amino acids. The record is from RefSeq and is a predicted model, not a curated record. NCBI's taxonomy places the organism in Eukaryota, Fungi, Basidiomycota, Agaricomycetes, Agaricales, Hydnangiaceae. The transcript has 15 exons.
AUGUCGUUGCCUCUUCCCCCAGAACUAAUCAGCGAAAUCAUCUAUUUCCUGAUCUUCUCUGCCCCUCCGCGCUCCACUGCCCCAGAAAAUCUUGGCUGUUCAACUAAACCCAGUUGGCUCACACUCAACGCGCUCAGCCUUACCUCAAGAACGUACCGUGCCCUCGCCCUUGAGGCUUGGUUCCACACUCUCUGCAUCGAGUCGCCUGAGGAUUUGGAAUUUGUACGGUGUUGUUGGCCUGAGGUGGGAGCUAGAUGGACGAAACACCUACACUGCAUCCAAACCUACAGCAGCUACCUCUCCAUUUGGGACCUCUCCGGUUUUCUGCACCUCUCCUCCAUCCGGCUGGAUUUUUCACCCAUCAUCACGCCGUCUUUCUAUUCCCGCCUCGGCACGUCGUUCAUCCUGCCGUUCUUCAACUUCUCCUCUUCGGUCGAACACCUUGACCUGCACGGAUUGUCGUGGCCCUCUCCUGGGGUGCUCCAGAAUAUCCCUCGCACCCCGGGCCUUGAGCAUCUGAAGACUCUGAAAAUGAAGCAAGACACGGUGUGGUGUGGACUCUGCGGUGGGUCCUGUAGGGUCCGAUUCAAUGACAGGCCGACCGGGUUGGUAUAUGAGGGUGGUUAUGGGUUGCCUAUUGACUAUGCGCGCGCUCUGGCCCCACUUGAAUACCUCGAAGAAGUCGUGAUCAUUGUACCCAAUCGCGGCUUUGGGUCAACCACACUUGGUCACGCCCCAACAACCCCAGAUCCAGGUCCAAAAAGAAAUUCGAAUCCAAAUCUAUGGGCGGGAGAAUGCGACAAGUGCAUGAAGACCAAGUACGAGAAUGACGCCUUCCGCCGGAAGUGGUUGGAUAGGAAGAGAGGUGUCGACACCUUUACUGGUGAUAGGCUCACUUCGUGGUUGAAACUGCAGUCGAGUCCCGGAAUGUGGCUCUAUGCAUGGCAACGUGGCCUGACAACUAAGAGGCCGAAGAGCAUAGGACCAAGCAGCCUGAGAACGAUCUCUUCUUCAAGUGGAGGAGCUGGCGGCUCGGGGACGCCCGCCUGGUUGACCUCUCUCUUUCGUGUCUCAACAAGUUGGAAGACAGCACCUCAGAUGGUCUCAAAUACGAUUGAGUCCGACGGACGUCGCCAGAGUCCACCGCAAAGCUCGUCGGAUGGUCGAGGAGGGGAACUUUUGCGUUCGUCGUUUAUGGAGAUUGCGCACAGUCUUACACAAGGAUUGCACUGGUUUGAUCAGUCCAAAAACCCGAUCUACGCGAACAACCCAUUCAUCAGCCGGGCUCUGCCAAAGCUCAUUACACCUCCGCGCACAGCCUCGUCCGUGAAAAAGCACAUCUGCAAGAUCGAGGGCUUGUCAGGAGCUGAAAGUUCUAGCUUAUUCGAGUCGCUUUCUAGCCGAAGUGCUACCGCUGAAUCUUCUAAAUUGGUUCUCAAAGAGGAUUCCGGGCUCGGAUUGUCCAAGGAUGACCCGAUAGUCCUCGUGGUUGGGGUGGAAGAUGUUAAAAACCGACAAGUGAUCGCAACACAGCUGGUGGGUUUGCCUAAGGCUCUACCAUUUGAGCCCCAUUAUGGUAACUUUCAACGCACUAUCAUUGACUUAGUGUUGCUCAUCGCUAUCCAGUCCAUUACCGCCUCUACGACGGCGAAGAAGGUCAUGAAAGCCGAGGGACUCGUCAACCAAAAUAUUCAACUGUUUGAAGACAUGGAUAGAGAAGUCCCAAUGAAUGAUAAUGACGCUCACAUAUCUUUCCAAACACACGUGUAUCCAGGGCAUGACGGAGACCAUCCCAUAACGGUCGUUUGUGGCCAGCAGAUUCGAGGAGAGGUUAAGGAAGUCCGGAAUACGAACCAAAUGGACCCAAGCUUCUCGAAGCAAAUCAGAGGGGGCACGCUUUGGAAUCCAGAUAAAAAAAUUCAGGCGGACUGGCUGCCAUUCCAGCGUCGCGAGAUCAUGUAUACAGACGGCGUCAAAACGAUGGGUUACAUCUCUGGGCGCACGGCUCCCUAUAGCGGAUACAUUGCGAUAAACUCUGCUGGGCGAAAGGGCUUUGUCUCUGAGGACAUGAAAUUGCGAGCCAGAGCCCAAGUCCUCGACAUCUUCAUAAGCUUCAUAUUGGGCGGAUGCCAAGAACGUUACGGCCAUUUGGCAAAUUACAAGAGCAUCCACGUUGGGAUCAUUGGUGUCUCUGGCACGACUUCAUCCUUUCCAGCCAUCGAACAUCUGGACAUCUUUUCCGUUCGUAACCUCGCCGCCAGAUUGUUACUGUUCGAUAGAGAAGGCGCUGACUCGGUCAUUGCGCCACCAAGGAAGCUUCAAGUCUGGGGAUGA